AUGGCUCCUUGGUCUGAUCUUCCUAUUGAACUUGUUGAAAGAAUUAGUAAAUUCGUCAACAGCCAUAUUGAUAUCCUUCGCAUUCGUGCAGUCUGCAGUUCAUGGCGUUCAGCAUUUUCUCCUAAUUUCAAAAUCCCCAAAUCUCAGUUUCCCAUCAAACUGCCUUUCCCCAACGACCUAUUCUGGCCUUAUAAUGACAUAUCUCAUUGUAAUUUAAUCGAAAGCACAGUUUAUCUUUUACAACUUCCUCAUCCUCCUCACACAGGCUGGUUAGUCAAGAUUCUAAAAACAUCACACGGAGAAUUGAAGAUUUUGAAUCCUCUAACCAACAGAGUAAUUGGUGAUUUGCCUGAUCAGAAAUUGAAUUUACUAGAUAUACGUGUUUCUCAAUCAGAGGAUGAGAAAUGGACUACCUUGAAAGAUCCCACUAGUAAGAUUGUCGAUAUUAGUGUGUAUAAGGGGAAUUUUUAUGCUGUUGAUACUUAUGGAGAGACCAUAAUGUAUGAUCCCUUGUUUAACCAGACCAUCGUAUCUUCCACCGUCAACAUAUUUAACGAAUGGGGCAGUAAGAAACGACUGGUGGAAUCAGGUGGGGAGUUGUUUCUGGUUGAUAUGUUUUUAGAUACUGAUGUUAAGACAGAGUUGCAUGGUUCUCAACCUUCAUGGAAAUGUCCCAAAGAAAUUAAGGUUUGCCGGCUUGAUGAAGAACAACAUGAGUGGAUUGCAGUGCAUACAUUGGGUGAUCAAAUUUUCUUUGCUGGUGACGACUGUUGUUUCUCUGUUUCUUCAUCAGAUUUUGGUGAUCAGUGCAGAGGAAACUGCAUUUACUAUGUGAAUGGAGGUAUCAUUGUGAAUAUGAGUAGGCGCCCGCCAAAGUACUAUGACUAUGACUUUGAAGAUUAUUUGGUAUGUGGUCUUAGCGAGGAGGUGAAACUUAGAUAUAAAGGAUUACAUCGUCAUCACACAGGUAUCUUUAGCUUACAAGAUGGUAAACUUGGUUCAUUGUUAUCCUUCCUUGAAUAUGCAGAUAUUUUCUGGCCACCCCCAUCUUGGCUUUUUACUGACGAUGAUGAGGCAGCUUCUAAAGAGUUAUGGCAUUUUGUAAUUGAUGAUAGACAUGUAAGGUCGGUUAAUGACAGGCCCUACAUGAAGAAGGUUUGGUAUAAAAGGUAUCAAUGA
Messenger RNA from Solanum verrucosum, 1179 nucleotides. Its product is annotated as F-box protein SKIP23-like. Bases 1 to 1179 code for a protein of 392 amino acids. Lineage: Eukaryota; Viridiplantae; Streptophyta; Magnoliopsida; Solanales; Solanaceae. The transcript is spliced from 2 exons. The record is from RefSeq and is a predicted model, not a curated record. Gene Ontology annotation, molecular function: protein binding.